AUGAAGCCAUGCCUGAAAGGCCACAAUACUUCUUCAAAGCAGGCUGCAAAAAAGAAAAAAAAAACAUCUGAAAUGGAUAGUGAAGUUGCAAUACUCAAAGAGGUUGACUUCAACGAUGUGGACAACACAAGGAAAAAUAUGGCUGCUAAGAUGGCAACUAACAGUGAACAAGUGGCUAAUAACAUGGCAACUAAAAAGGAUACGCAAUUAGAAUAUGAAUCAGAUUGUUCUAGAGAGUUGAAGAGUGAGAGUGAAUUUGAAGAUGAAGAUGGUUGCAGGAGGAAUAAAAAGACUAAAUUUGCUGUUUUCAAUGAGAAAACUGAUAUGAGAAUUCCAAAUUUUAAAGUAGGCAGAGUCGUUGAAAACUCAAAGAAGGAAGAAUUGAAUAAAGAGAUGGGGAAGAGCAGUAGUAAUGAUGAUGAACGCCGUCUUGAUUAUUCGGUUGCGGAAGUAGAGAGGAUCAGAUUGGAGGAGGAGGAAAAAGAAAGGAAACUCAGGCGAAAUCUUUCCACUUUCUUGAAACUUCUUGCUGAAAAAGAACAGAGGAAUCAUCAAUGGACAAUGGUUUUGCUGAAACCCCAAUCGAAGAGACUGAGAUCACCCAGCGAAGAAAAUAGUACUGAUCAUCAAGAAAUAGAGAUGCCGCGUUCCAAGAAAGCAAAAAGUAAGCCUGGAUAUCCUGAUGGACCAUCAAAAUCAACUAUCAACACUGAUGUGAACACGCAUUUCAGUAGGCUGCUGGUGCCAUUUAAGCAGAUCAAGAGUGGGUUUCUGACUCCUGAGGAGCAGGCUCGUUUUUGGGAUCCUAACCAGAAGUUUGGAAUUGAUGCCAUUUUUGUUGAUCCAUCCCUUGAUGAAGGUAGAAUGAACCUGAGACGAUGGGAGAUGGGUAAAAAAGAUGGUAAAAUAAGUUACAACUUUGCAUUGAUCUCUAACUGGAUUAAGGUUGUGGCGAAGAAUGAACUGAGACAACUGUGGGCAUUUAGGAGGGAUUUACAGCUUGGAUUUGCUUUAAUUUUAGUUUGA
Molecule: messenger RNA, 1026 nt
Organism: Coffea arabica (coffee)
Lineage: Eukaryota; Viridiplantae; Streptophyta; Magnoliopsida; Gentianales; Rubiaceae
Source: RefSeq, a predicted model, not a curated record